GAGCCAGUCAGCAUGCCUGGAAAACGAUUGCCCAUGAGGGUAUCUACGGUGGUGGAAGAAGCGUGGCUUCUUCUGCUUUGCUGAUUGAUGAUGAUUUAUGAGGUUGAUGUGGUUGCUGAUGGUGGUGUUCUUGUUUUUCUCUGGAAGCAACUUGUUAUUGUAGUUCUUGCGUGUGAUUUUUAGUAUUUGUAAUUAGAAGUAACAUCAGAAGUUCUAUUUCAUCAUCUAGUUGUUUGGUUCUGAUCAUGAUGUUGAUGUCCAUGUAGAGCUCAGCAAUAAAAGAAGCACCAAUCUUCAUUUAUUGUUGAGCAGCAGUCAGCCACUGACAGCACCUCUUCUAAGCAAUUUCGAAAAGCCCCUGAGCGAGGAUGAAUACGACCAGAAACUGCAGAAAUUGAUGGAGGAUAACACCGAUCGCAAGAGCUCUAUCCAUCUAGACAUCAUGGGCCGUCGAAUGAGGAGGU
This is a messenger RNA of Amoebophrya sp. A25, 464 nucleotides long. The record is from the annotation of a GenBank genome assembly. Lineage: Eukaryota; Dinophyceae; Syndiniales; Amoebophryaceae.